Messenger RNA from Striga asiatica, 4470 nucleotides. The record is from the annotation of a GenBank genome assembly. NCBI's taxonomy places the organism in Eukaryota, Viridiplantae, Streptophyta, Magnoliopsida, Lamiales, Orobanchaceae.
AAAAAAAAAAAAAAAAACUGUGGGAGUUAAUUCAUUAGUCGAAAUAACGGGAAGGAUAUAGUCUGAUGGGGAGAAAGAAGCCAAACGCCCGUGACGAUGAGAGCGGCCCGGCGGUGGCAGCUGCAGGAGGUAAAUCGAAGAAGAAGGGUUUUGUAAUUGCAGAUGAUGAGUAUUCUAUUGGAACUGAAAUCUCGGAGGAUGCUGUUGUACCCAAAGAGAGUGUGGCGCUGCCCGUUGGCAACAAAAAGAAGGGAAAGAAAGGAGUUACCAAAAAAACAGCUCCAAAGGACGAGGAUGAAGAUGUGAACGGUAAUGAGGUCAGGGAAGAGGAAGCGGAUGAGGAAGAUGUUCCUGCGAUCAAGUUUGCUGGGAAAAAGAAGGCUAAGGGGAAGAAGGGCAGCAUGUUUAGUGCUUCAGCAUUUGGAUUAUUGGGAGAUGAUGAAGAUGGGGAUGAUGAUGAGGCGAAGGAUAAUGGUGACGAGGAUGAAGAAGCAGAUGAGCCGGUGAUUGAAUUUUCUGGAAAGAAGAAGCCUUCAAAGAGUAAGAAGGGCAGUGGCGGUGGAUCGUCUGCGUUUGAGUUGCUCGACAAUGAUGAGGAUGAAGAGGGUAGGGACAAAGAGGAGAGUUCUAAGGAGGAAGAAGAAGAUGCUGGCAUUACAUUUACGGGUAAGAAGAAGAAGUCAUCAAAGGGUUCGAAGAAGGUUUCUGGCAACUCUUUUGCGGCUGUGCUUGAUGAAGAAAAUGAUGAGGAUGCUUCCGUUUCAAAAAUUGGGGAUGAUACGGCAGAAGGUGAUGAUGAUGACCAGGAGCAAGUAGUUAAAUUUUCGGGUAAGAAGAAGUCGUCUAAAAAGAAGAACAUGACUUCUGAAAAUGGGAGUGGUGAUGCAACCUCUGAUUCCCUUGAACCGAGCCAACACCCUGAUGAACCUAAAACACAGAAGCAGACAAAUGAAGCUGUUGCGGAUACUUCGAAGAACAAAAGGAAGAAAAAGAAGGGUGGGAAAACUGGUCAAGAAGAAGAUGACUGGGAUAAAAUCCUCACUGAAUUUGGUGCGGGACCUCCUGAUUCGAAACAUGUUUCAACUUCUGUGGAUGCUCCAACUGCACCCCUUCCGGAAGAUAAGGUACAGAACCAGCCCGAGGUUGAAGAUGAAAAAGAAGAAGAUGGGCCUGCGGAGUCUGCAGCUGCAAAGAAGAAAAAAAAGAAGAAGGAAAAAGAAAAGGAGAAAAAGGCAGCAGCUGCUGCCGCUGCAGUUGAGGAAAAACAGAAAGAGACCGAAGCCGAGGAAAGUAAAAUGGCUGGGAAGAAAGUUCCCAAGCAUGUUAGAGAGAUGCAGGAGCGACUUGCCAAACAGAGGGAAGCUGAGGAGAAGAAAAAACGGGAAGAAGAGGAGCGAUUGAGGAAAGAAGAGGAGGAAAGGCUUCGGAAGGAAGAGGAGGAAAGGAUAGCAGAAGAGAAAAAGCGGUUAAAGAAAGAAAGAGAGAAGGAGAAGCUUUUGAAGAAAAAGCAAGAAGGGAAGCUUCUCACUGGGAAGCAGAAGGAAGAAGCUCGUAGGCUAGAGUCAAUGAGGAAGCAAAUACUAGCUAAUGCUAACUUGGAAAUAUCCACAGGAGAAACUGUUGGGGCACCUGCUAAACGACCUCUAUAUCAGAAGAAAAAGCAAAAGCCAGUAGCUCAAUCGAAUGGAGCAGCCACAUCAGACAGUGUUGAAAGUGCAGUUCCAGAGGAGAAUCAGCAAGAAGCUGUAUCCAGACUGGAUUCUGUGGAAAGUGAGAAUGUCGAGGAUGUUGCUUCAGCGACUGUAAAGGAUAAAAAUUACGAUUCUGCUGUAGUUCAAGAAAAUGUAGUGGAUGAGGAGGAAGAAGAAGAUGAUGACGAAGAAUGGGAUGCUAAAAGCUGGGAUGAUGCUGAUCUGAAAUUGCUAGGAAAAAGUGCAUUUGCUGAUGAAGAAGUUGACUCGGAGCCUGAACCUUUGCCCAAGAAAGAGAUAAAGAGUGGACGUACUUCAACUCGAGAUGUUGAGGUACCGCACGUUGCAGCCAAGACAGUUGGUACAAGUGCCAAUGUUGCUUCAGUGAUUCCACAGAGAUCUGAGAAUGUGGACAUUAGAAAAAAGAACUCUGAGGCUGAGGAUGCCCACAGGAACAAUAAUAAGGUUCGUGUUCCUGAGAAGGACAAAAAAGAAGUUCUUGACAAGAGAGAGGAACGUCAAAAGUCGGAUAAUCAGCCUGCCCCGAGUGAGCAGAAUUUGCGGUCCCCAAUUUGCUGUAUCAUGGGCCAUGUUGAUACUGGUAAGACAAAAUUGCUUGAUUGCAUAAGAGGUACUAAUGUCCAAGAAGGUGAGGCUGGUGGGAUUACACAGCAAAUUGGAGCAACCUAUUUCCCUGCUGAGAACAUUCGUGAGAGAACGAAGGAACUCAAAGCUGAUGCAAGACUGAAUGUCCCAGGUCUAUUGGUGAUUGAUACACCUGGUCAUGAAUCUUUUACUAAUCUGCGUUCCCGAGGGUCAGGGUUAUGUGAUCUUGCGAUUUUGGUGGUUGAUAUAAUGCAUGGGCUGGAACCACAAACCAUUGAAUCUCUCAAUCUAUUGAAGAUGAGAAAUACUGAUUUCAUAAUAGCCUUGAAUAAAGUGGACAGAUUGUAUGGAUGGAAAACAUGUCGCAAUGCACCGAUACAGAAAGCAAUGAAGCAACAGACAAAAGAUGUUGAUAUUGAGUUUAAUCAUCGGCUUAAGGCGGUUAAAGAUCAGUUGCAGAUUCAAGGUCUAAAUACUGAGUUGUAUUACAAGAACAAAAACAUGGGUGAAACAGUAAACAUCGUCCCCACUAGUGCUAUAAGUGGUGAAGGUGUUCCUGACUUGCUGUUGGUGCUGAUUCAAUGGGCACAGAAGACAAUGAUUGAAAGACUUACAUACAGCAAUGAAGUGCAGUGUACUGUCUUGGAGGUGAAAGUUAUUGAAGGACAUGGGACAACAAUUGAUGUGGUUCUGGGACCAAUUGUGACCACAAUUAGAGCCUUAUUAACACCACAUCCGAUGAAGGAGCUCCGAGUCAAGGGGUCUUAUUUGCAUCAUAAAGAAAUCAAGGCUGCUCAGGGUAUCAAGAUCACAGCCCAGGGCCUUGAGCAUACGAUUGCAGGGACCAGUCUUUAUGUUGUGGGGCCACAUGAUGAUUUGGAAGACAUCAAAGAAGCAGCUAUGGAAGAUAUGAAGUCAGUAAUGAGUAGAAUCGACAAAAGUGGUGAGGGGGUCUAUGUUCAAGCUUCUACUCUUGGGUCGUUAGAAGCAUUGCUGGAGUUCUUGAAGACUCCGGUAGUUAAUAUACCUGUCAGUGGCAUAAGCAUAGGGCCAGUACACAAGAAAGAUGUAAUGAAGGCGAGUGUGAUGCUUGAGAAGAAAAAGGAAUAUGGGACAAUAUUGGCUUUUGAUGUUAAAGUAACCCAAGAAGCUCGGGAGCUCGCUGAUGAGCUUGGUGUAAAGAUAUUUAUUGCGGACAUUAUUUACCACCUAUUCGAUCAAUUUAAGGCUUACAUUGAUAAUCUCAAGGAAGAGAGGAAGAAAGAGGCUUCUGAGGAAGCAGUUUUCCCAUGUGUCCUCAAGAUAAUGCCAAACUGUGUGUUCAACAAGAAGGAUCCCAUUGUCUUAGGAGUUGAUGUCCUUGAAGGCACAGUGAAGGUUGGGACUCCUAUAUGUGUUCCUCAAAAAGAUUUCAUUGAAAUUGGUCGGAUAGCUUCCAUUGAGAAUAAUCACAAGCCUGUUGAUUAUGCCAAGAAGGGCCAGAAAGUGGCAAUUAAGAUUAUUGGCAGCAAUCCUGAGGAACAACAGAAGAUGUUCGGCAGGCAUUUCGAGAUGGAGGAUGAGCUCGUGAGCAAAAUCAGUAGAAGCUCACUUGACGCUCUCAAAGAAAAUUACAAGGAUGAUUUGUCUACUGAAGAGAAAAGGCUAUUGUUUAAACUGAAAAAGCUCUUCAAGAUAACGUGAGUUCUCCAGAACUGGACUUUGUGCAAUCAAUAUUUGUUUGGUGGGAUUUUUUGCGGGUAUCAAAUGUCCGACAGGCGGAAUAUGAGAUGUCUGAGAGGCCAUACACUGAACUGAGUGGAGUUGAUUCUUUCUGUUAUGUCGUCAAUGAUUGUUGAGGUUUUCUAAUCAUAGUAUUGAGCCAAAGGUCACACCUAGUGUUUCUGUACAAUUAGGCAAAUCCUUCUGGUUGUAUGCUUAAUUUCAUUUACGUUUGCAAAACUAAAGGACCUUUGAUGAGAUGCGCCGAAGGGAAAAUUUUUGUGGGGAGUAUGUAACUGGCUGGGAGAGUUUAACUGUAUUUCUCAUCUAAAUAAAUAGAUAAGUCUGGGUUUUUUCAACAGUUUCAGCAGUGUUGUGAUGUACUGAUCCAUUAGUCUAGUUCAGAUUGUAUUUCAUCAAAAUUUGAAUUUUUAGGUUGCAAAAUUGAAAUUCUUGAAAAUUUCCAUGUUGC